Clunio marinus is the source of this 810-nucleotide messenger RNA. NCBI's taxonomy places the organism in Eukaryota, Metazoa, Arthropoda, Insecta, Diptera, Chironomidae. The record is from the annotation of a GenBank genome assembly.
GAAUUCAAAAAUUGAGAAGCUACAACGCAAAGUUUUCAAAAAAAGUUUAAUUAAACUGGAAAAACAAAAUUCACAAAUAUGUCUUCUGCACAAUCUCAAAUCUACUACAGUGACAAAUAUAACGAUGAUGAGUUUGAGUACCGUCAUGUCAUGUUGCCAAAAGAAUUAGCUCGACUUGUUCCUAAAAAUCAUCUUAUGACGGAAAGUGAGUGGCGAGGAAUUGGAGUUCAACAAAGUCGUGGCUGGGUACAUUACAUGAUUCACCAACCAGAACCUCAUGUACUGCUCUUCCGACGUCGUCUCGAGAAGUCCCAAAAAGCUUAAGUUGUUAAUAAACUCCCUCAGAUGUCCCUUGAGGAAACUCUUCUCAUGAUAAAUAUAAGAAAAUAAUUCCACAUUUCCGUCGAUUUACCUUUACAAAUGGAUAUGAUCAGCAAAACUAAGAUUUCGUAAUUGAGGCCAAAUUUUAUUGAAAUUCAAAGUCGACAUAAUCAAAUUUCUUUAAUUCAGCCUCUGAAUUCACUCCUAAUUUUCUUUUAAUUAAUCAAUGUAUUUAAAAUGCCUUCUUCUUAUGCCUUGUGUAUUCAUAUCCUUCGAGCAUUUGCUAAAUCUUGAUCAAAUGUAAUAAGAAACUUAAUAUUAAUAUUGAUCUGGUUAAUUAAUUAAACUUGUUUUGUGAAAGGUAGUUAAUAAAGUUUUUUAUAUUUAAGAUGAACUUUGAUUUAUUACAUGUUUUAAGUUUUACACUUCACACCCAUCACACCUCAUUGUCAAUCAAAAUUACAAUCGACGAUCUCUCAAUCCCAAUCG